GCGCCCGCCUCCAAGCGGCACCGCACCGUGGAGGACUUCAACAAGUUCUGCACCUUCGUGCUGGCCUACGCGGGGUACAUCCCCUACCCGCAGGAGGAGACGCCCCUGCGGAACAGCCCCAGCCCCCCCAACAGCACCGGCGGCACCAUUGACAGCGAUAGCUGGGACCCCCGGUUCAACGAUGUCCCUUCCUCCGUUUCCUUGCCCGCCAAGAACAGAAAGAGCUUCAGCCAGCUCAAGCGAACGAAAUCUUACAGCUCCCUGUUCCAGAGAGCAAAACCCGGCAGCUUCCUGCCAGAGCGAAAGCAGAUYGACAAGAUCAGGAAGAAGAAGAAGCUGAAGAGAAGGGAGACGGAAGCCUCUGUGGAGGAAGAUUACGAGGAGAAGCUCUUGGAGCUGGAGGCCGAGGACUCUUUUGUGGAGGCUGCGCUGAGUCCCUCGUCCGAGGGCGAUCCUCAGUCCGCUACCGAGCACUGCUCCGCGUGGGACUCGGACACGCCGUCCAGCGUCUCCUACCCCGCCGUGGCGGCCGAGCAGACUGUGGAGAUACAGAGCGUGGGUAAAAGAACRGUCAUUCGGCAGGGGAAGCAGGUGGUCUUUCGGGAUGAGGAUGGCACCGGCGAUGACGAGGACAUUAUGGUGGAUUCGGAUGAUGAUUCGUGGGACCUCGUCACCUGCUUCUGCAUGAAACCCUUCGCCGGGCGGCCGAUGAUCGAGUGUAACGAGUGCCAUACCUGGAUCCACCUCUCCUGCGCCAAAAUCCGCAAGUCCAAUGUCCCGGAGGUCUACAUAUGCCAGAAGUGUCGGGACUCCAAGUUCGAUAUCCGCCGUUCCAACCGCUCCCGGACGGGCUCGCGCCGGCGCUUUCUGGACUAGGCGAGG
Nothoprocta perdicaria is the source of this 882-nucleotide messenger RNA. It is a transcript of the gene PHF13, whose product is annotated as PHD finger protein 13. The record is from RefSeq and is a predicted model, not a curated record. Gene Ontology annotation, biological process: mitotic chromosome condensation. Gene Ontology annotation, molecular function: chromatin binding. The transcript has 3 exons. Lineage: Eukaryota; Metazoa; Chordata; Aves; Tinamiformes; Tinamidae. The annotation marks the transcript as partial.